Molecule: messenger RNA, 3696 nt
Organism: Lontra canadensis (Northern American river otter)
Lineage: Eukaryota; Metazoa; Chordata; Mammalia; Carnivora; Mustelidae
Gene: ACIN1
Product: apoptotic chromatin condensation inducer 1
Exons: 18
Coding region: 12-3692 (1226 amino acids)
Molecular function (GO): nucleic acid binding
Source: RefSeq, a predicted model, not a curated record
AAUUACCGAAGAUGCCCGAAGCCGUCGGGACGGACCCGAGUACCUCACGCAAGAUGGCGGAGCUGGAGGAGGUGACUCUGGACGGGAAGCCUCUUCAGGCGCUGCGGGUGACCGACCUGAAGGCCGCACUGGAGCAGCGAGGCCUAGCGAAGAGCGGGCAGAAGAGUGCCCUGGUCAAGCGGCUCAAAGGGGCUCUAAUGCUAGAAAAUUUACAGAAACACUCAACACCCCAUGCUGCAUUCCAGCCAAAUUCCCAGAUUGGUGAGGAAAUGAGCCAGAACAGUUUCAUAAAGCAGUAUCUGGAAAAGCAGCAGGAGCUACUUAGGCAGCGUCUGGAACGUGAAGCCCGAGAAGCUGCAGAACUUGAAGAAGCUUCAGCUGAGUCGGAGGACGAGAUGAUCCAUCCUGAGGGAGUGGCUUCCCUGCUGCCUCCUGACUUUCAGAGCAGCCUGGAGAGACCAGAGCUGGAGCUCAGCAGACAUUCGCCCAGAAAAAGCUCCUCUAUUUCUGAAGAGAAAGGUGAAUCUGAUGAUGAUAAACCAAGAAAAGGAGAAAGACGAUCAUCCAGGGUCAGACAGGCAAGAGCAGCUAAACUCUCUGAGUGUAGCCAGAUGGCUGAGGAGGAAGAAGAUCAAGAAACACCUUCCAGAAAUCUGAGGAUCAGAGCAGAUAGAAAUUUGAAAACAGAGGAGGAAGAAGAGGAGGAGGAAGAGGAAGAAGAGGAGGAAGAGGAAGAGGAGGAUGAAGGACAAAAAUCUAGGGAUGCACCAGUCCUGAAACAGUUUGAGGAAGCAGAAGAGGGGGAAGAGUUGCCCAGAGUAAAACCAGAGGAGGUGAUAGAUGAGAGACCCCAAACCGUAAGAUCCCAGGAACAGGAGGGGUUAGAGAGAGGAGGAAGAGUCACAAGGUCCCAGGAAGAAGCCAGAAGAAGUCAUAUGGCCAGACAUCAACAGGAGAAAGAAAUGAAAACAGUUUUUCCUCUUGAGAAAGAAGAAAAGGAAAUAAAAUCUUCAAAAGGCUUGGAGGAAAAAUCAAAGUCUCCUUCCCCUCCUCGACUGACUGAAGAUCUAGAAAAGGCCCCUCUUGUGCUACAACCAGAGCAAAAUGCCGGUGAGGAGGAAACUCCCCCACCUUUACUUACCAAGGAAGCAUCUUCUCCACCACCUACUACACAGCUCCAGAGUGAAGAAGAAAUAGAGCCCAUGGAAGGCCCAGCUCCCCCUGUCCUCACUCAGCUCUCUCCUCCUAAUACAGAUGCUGAGGUCAGGGAGCUGUUAAUAUCUCAGCAUACUGUCCAGCUGGUGGGAGGCCUGUCUCCUUUGUCAAGUCCUGCAGACACCAAAGCAGAAACUCUAGCAGAGCAAGUGCCAGAGGAGAGUGUCCUGCCUCUAGUUCAGAAAAGCACACUAGCUGAAUGCUCAACCCGGAAGGGUCUUGAAACUGAGGCAGAAAAAUCUGCUCAACCACUCCCUCUUAAAAUCGAGGAAUUAGCACCGGCCAAAGGGAUCACCGAGGAAUCUCUGAAACAGCUGUCUUUGGAACAGAAGGAAGGUAGAAGGGCUUCUCAGACCCUUCUCCCAAGCCACAGAUUGAAACAGUCAGCUGACUCCUCCUCAAGCCGGUCCUCCUCUUCAUCCUCCAGUUCUAGAUCAAGAUCUCGCUCUCCUGACAGCUCAGGCUCUCAGUCUCACUCAUCUCCAAGAUCCAAGCAGAGAGAUGUAUCUCGGGCACGUACUCAUACCAACCCUCGUGGCAGAUCCGAGAUGGACUCCCGAUCAACAUCAGAGUCCAGGUCACGUUCCCGUUCCCGUUCCCGUUCUCGUUCAGCUUCAAGCAACAGCAGAAAAGGGAGCCCAAAGAAGUGUGAAGCUGAAGAGGCAGAGCCACCAGCUGCCACACAGCCCCAAACCUCAGAGACCCAGACCGCUCACCUACCAGAAUCAGAAAGGAUUCUUCACACUGUUGAGGAGAAGGAGGAAGUGACCAUGGACACAAGUGAAAACAGACCUGAAAAUGAGGUUCCGGAACCCCCCGUGCCUGUUGCAGACCAAGUCAGCAAUGAUGACCGCCCAGAGGGCAGUGCUGAAGAUGAGGAGAAGAAAGAGAGCUCGCUGCCCAAAUCAUUCAAGAGGAAGAUCUCCGUUGUCUCAGCUACCAAGGGGGUGCCAGCUGGAAACAGUGACACAGAGGGGGGCCAGCCUGGUCGGAAGCGGCGUUGGGGAGCCAGCACAGCCACCACACAGAAGAAACCCUCCAUCAGUAUCACCACUGAGUCACUCAAGAGCCUCAUCCCCGACAUCAAACCCCUGGCGGGGCAGGAGGCUAUUGUGGAUCUUCAUGCUGAUGACUCCCGAAUCUCUGAGGAUGAGACAGAGCGUAAUGGUGAUGACGGAACCCAUGACAAGGGGCUGAAGAUAUGCCGGACUGUCACCCAGGUAGUUCCUGCAGAGGGCCAGGAGAAUGGGCAAAGGGAAGAAGAGGAAGAAGACAAGGAGCCUGAAGCAGAAACCCCCAUCCCUCCGCAGGUUUCAGUAGAGGUGGCCUUGCCCCCGCCUGUGGAGCAUGAAGUAAAGAAAGUGACUUUAGGAGAUACUUUAACUCGACGUUCCAUUAGCCAGCAAAAGUCUGGAGUUUCCAUUACAAUUGAUGACCCAGUCCGAACUGCUCAGGUGCCCUCCCCACCCCGGGGCAAGAUCAGUAACAUCGUCCACAUCUCCAAUUUGGUGCGCCCCUUCACUUUAGGCCAACUAAAGGAAUUGUUGGGCCGGACGGGAACUCUGGUGGAAGAGGCCUUCUGGAUUGACAAGAUCAAAUCUCACUGCUUUGUAACGUACUCAACAGUAGAGGAAGCAGUUGCCACUCGCACAGCUCUGCAUGGGGUCAAAUGGCCCCAGUCCAAUCCCAAAUUCCUUUGUGCAGACUACGCCGAGCAAGAUGAGCUGGAUUAUCACCGGGGCCUCUUGGUGGACCGUCCCUCUGAAACUAAGACAGAGGAGCAGGGGGUACCACGGCCCCUGCACCCCCCGCCCCCACCCCCAACCCAGCCACCACAGCACCCCCGGGCAGAGCAGCGGGAGCAGGAGCGGGCGGUGCGGGAACAGUGGGCAGAGCGGGAACGGGAAAUGGAGCGGCGGGAGCGAACUCGAUCAGAGCGUGAAUGGGAUCGGGACAAAGUUCGAGAAGGGCCCCGUUCCCGAUCACGGUCCCGUGACCGCCGCCGCAAGGAACGUGCGAAGUCUAAAGAAAAGAAGAGUGAGAAGAAAGAGAAAGCUCAGGAGGAACCACCUGCCAAGCUGCUGGAUGACCUUUUCCGUAAGACCAAGGCAGCUCCCUGCAUCUACUGGCUCCCGCUGACUGACAGCCAGAUUGUUCAGAAGGAGGCAGAGCGGGCUGAACGGGCCAAGGAACGGGAGAAGCGGCGAAAGGAGCAAGAAGAGGAAGAGCAAAAGGAGCGGGAGAAGGAAGCAGAACGGGAACGGAACCGACAGCUGGAGCGGGAGAAGCGUCGAGAGCACAGCCGAGAGAGGGACAGGGAGCGAGAGAGGGAAAGGGAGCGUGACAGGGGUGAUCGAGAUCGGGAUAGGGAGAGGGACCGAGAGCGAGGCAGGGAGAGGGACCGCAGAGAUACCAAGCGCCACAGCAGGAGCCGGAGUCGGAGCACACCUGUGCGGGACCGGGGUGGGCGCCGCUAGCCAG